Messenger RNA from Prunus armeniaca (apricot), 210 nucleotides. NCBI's taxonomy places the organism in Eukaryota, Viridiplantae, Streptophyta, Magnoliopsida, Rosales, Rosaceae. The record is from the annotation of a GenBank genome assembly.
AUGCUCACAUCUGCUCCAAUUAUGCAACCACCUGAUUGGACUUCACCUUUUGAAAUUAUGUGUGAUGUCAGUGAUUAUGCGGCUGGGGCUGUUUUGGGGCAAAGAAAGGAUAAGAAGCCACAUGUCAUCCAUUAUGCAAGCAGAACCUUAAACAGUGCUCGGAUGAAUUAUUCUAUGUCACAUUCUGGGAUCGGCUCUGUUGUAGCAUGA